This is a messenger RNA of Culex quinquefasciatus (southern house mosquito), 1064 nucleotides long. RefSeq names its product sugar transporter SWEET1 (gene slv). Gene Ontology annotation, biological process: carbohydrate transport. Bases 331 to 1017 code for a protein of 228 amino acids. Gene Ontology annotation, cellular component: membrane. Lineage: Eukaryota; Metazoa; Arthropoda; Insecta; Diptera; Culicidae. The record is from RefSeq and is a predicted model, not a curated record. The transcript has 5 exons. Gene Ontology annotation, molecular function: sugar transmembrane transporter activity.
GCUGAGUUCAUAACAUAAUGCAGAUGACAGCCAUUGAUUUUAGUUUUGCUCUACCUCUCUGACAUUAUUUCGUAGUACCUUUUCCUAUGUUGAUGCCUGUACACAGUCAGACCGAAUCAAAAUAACAACAUACUACUUUGUUAUGUGGUGAUUGUUGUUUCGUGUCAUCGUGCCCAGAAUUAUUUGCGAUUAGACAAAAGUGCCAACAUCCAUCGUCCAAGGUAAUUCAGUCUAGAGAAAAAGUUUAGAAAACAUGAAAUUGUUCAUUCGAUGAGAAGCACGAAUGCUGAUGCUGUGUUGAUUUAGUUGUUCACAUAACAAUAUUCAGUGAUGGAUAACUAUUCAUUCCAAGAUGUACUUGGAACAUCAGCGACCAUAUCGACCGUGCUGCAGUUCCUGACGGGAUCGGUUAUUUGUCACAGAUAUAUAAGGAAGAAAUCCACCGGUGAAACGUCUGGCUUUCCAUUUGUUUCUGGCUUUCUGUCGUGUUUUCUCUGGCUCAAAUAUGGAAUGCUCACGCAGGAACACGUUGUGAUCUUCGUCAAUAUCAUCGGAUCAGUAUUGUUCUUUUCAUAUGUUUUAGUUUACUUCACAUUUUCGAUCAACAAACGCAUUGUGAUCCGGCAAUUUUUAGGAGCGUGUGUAUUUAUUAUGCUUUGUACAAUUUACACUACUUACGAGUCUAACAAAGAGAAGGCUGUCAACGUUUCUGGUCUUGUAUGUUGUUGUGUUGGAGUGCUUUUCUUCGCUUCCCCGUUUACCAAACUAGCUCACGUGAUCCAUACGAAAAAUACCGAAAGUCUUCCAUUUCCUAUAAUUAUUGCUUCCUUUAUUGUGUCACUUCAGUGGUUCAUUUAUGGACUUCUGAUAGGAGACAAAUUUAUACAGGUUCCCAACCUUCUAGGUUGUCUACUGUCAGCAAUUCAGUUAAUGCUGUACGUAAUAUAUCCCAGUCGGAGUACUUACAGUGUUGGCCCAGCCUACCAGCAGUUGCGGACUGAAGAGGUUCUUGCUUGAGUUGAAGAGUUGGAAUAAAAUGAUGUCUUUAGACAGCAAUUUGUAAA